This is a messenger RNA of Batrachochytrium dendrobatidis JAM81, 300 nucleotides long. RefSeq lists its product as uncharacterized. The record is from RefSeq and is a predicted model, not a curated record. Gene Ontology annotation, molecular function: structural constituent of ribosome. The transcript is spliced from 3 exons. The coding region runs from base 1 to 300 and encodes 99 amino acids. Gene Ontology annotation, cellular component: mitochondrial large ribosomal subunit. Lineage: Eukaryota; Fungi; Chytridiomycota; Chytridiomycetes; Rhizophydiales.
AUGCUCAAGUUCAUUGACAAGGUUGUUAUUGGUUUCGCUCCAUUGAGUCCAGUAUCUACUUCUGCCAGGACACUGGCAAGUAUUUUGAGAACUGACAGAAACCUAGCACGCAAUCCUAAAUGUGUAUUUGAUAUUAUUACUUCAGACAAGACUCCUCGUCCAUUUAUUCAAGUCACCUAUGCCGACAAACAGACCAUAAGACUAGAUACAUCCAAGCUGACUGCAAACGAGGUGCUGGACGACAUCAGAAAACACUCCAGACGGUUGCAAAUGAGCGAGGACAUCAAGUCGUCUGUUUAA